CAUAAAAAUACCGGGAGAAAUAGUGUGAUAUGGGCAUUACAGCUCUUCUUCCGCUUUUAAAGGACAUAGCAUGCGAUGUUCAUUUUGAGAACUUUCUCUGGAAAGGUGGCCGCAAUCGACGUUUACUGCUGGCUUCACAAAACUGUUAUUUUCUGUGUCGAAGAGAUAAUUUUGGGAUCGAAGCAACUUGGUACGUAUCAACACAUCGUUCUUACAUGUGCCUAAAGUGCUUGAUUUUGAACGUAAGCUUCUCUUUAGCGCUCUUCUCACCUCAGAUUUUUUUUUCCAGGUACAUUGACAUGUGCAUGAAGGAUACUGAUCUUCCCAUCGAAAAUAAUAUGCAACCUAUUCUGGUUUUCCAGGAGAAGCUCAGGAGGCCAAGGCAAAUGUGGAAUCCUCCUCCUCUAACUUGUUGUUGUUGA
This is a messenger RNA of Porites lobata, 422 nucleotides long. The record is from the annotation of a GenBank genome assembly. NCBI's taxonomy places the organism in Eukaryota, Metazoa, Cnidaria, Anthozoa, Scleractinia, Poritidae.